This is a messenger RNA of Bacillus rossius redtenbacheri, 2025 nucleotides long. RefSeq lists its product as uncharacterized. NCBI's taxonomy places the organism in Eukaryota, Metazoa, Arthropoda, Insecta, Phasmatodea, Bacillidae. The transcript is spliced from 4 exons. The record is from RefSeq and is a predicted model, not a curated record. Bases 574 to 1878 code for a protein of 434 amino acids.
AUAGAGUGAUGGAAUCAAAGAAGCAAGUGGCGCUAGACUGAUUGCAAUGAUGUAACUAGUACGUGGGUCAGAACACGUCUAAAAUGGCUGAUGAACAGAACGACUACUAGAAUUUCCGAUUGGAUUUCUCUCGAAACUCUCUCACUCCUCGGCUGAUGCUAAGAGAAUUGCUUUGUGUCUCUACAUAUGUUUACUACUAUCAUUGUCAGAUGAGGGAUACAUUUAUGUUUUGUGGGUUUGGAAACAUGUUAAUAGUUUAUCUAUGGAUAAAUGUUCAUAAUAUUAUGUUAGUGAAUUAGUGUAUUCAGUUUUUAAAAUGAGACUUAAUUCCGGUCAUUUAUUCGUGGUAAAAUUUUGCGUAUUGACAAACAUAAUUUGUUUUUCACCUAUGCCAAAGAGGACAUCCAAAACAAAUAGUGAGUUAAUAAAGUUGUGUUACACCAACUUAGUGAAAACAUUGAAUACUUCAUUACAAAUUUUUUGUCGUAAUAGACAGUCAUUUACAUACCAUAACAUUGAUGGUUAUUAACCACACAUACUAGCACCUCCACUGCAGUGUUGCAAGAUAAAAUCAUGGAGGAAAAAGAUGAUUCAUCAUCGGAAACGGUGAUAGCAAAAGAGAGCGCGCAGCAGGCCAGUGUGACGGAGGGGACGCAGACCCGAGACGACUGCAGCGCUCCGGGUGACCAGUGCCAGGACUGCCCGCCGCUGCUCCGCAGGGCUGCCAGGGAGCACCACCUAGCGCAGAACCCCUUCACCAUCUCCGACGCGCUGCGAGGUCUGCUGGGCCCCUCGCUGGACGAGAGCGUGCUGGAGACGUGUCAGCUGAUCGAGGACUGGGGCGGGGACGACUCCGCACGGCAGCGGAGGAGGCUGCGGCGAGGGCAGAGGAAGGUGCGCCUCGCCAAGAAGGAGAAGGCGUGCCUGGAAGACGAGCUGCGGAGAGUCGAGGACGAGAAGAAGCUGGCGGCGGAAGAAGCGACGGCCAUAUGCCAGUUGAAGGCCUCCGUAGCAGAACUGAGAGAGAGGCAUGCGCAAAGGGAACGCGAGCUAGAACUCCUGGUUACCCAGAUUGAGAGGGAACGGGAAAAACUAAACCAGGAAAAAUUGUAUGCAGAGCAGAAGAAAUUAAGUGCUGCAGAGGAAGACUCUGUGUCUAAGAACAUAGUCCCAAUGGAGAAGACUCCAGUGUCCACAACAAAGCCCCUGUCUCAGAAUAACAAAUCCAAAAGGGAAACUGGGCCUUUAAACAUUUGUGAAAGUGAAUUUUUCAGAGACUUCAAUGACCAAGCAAAAAAAAUAUUUACAGAGUGUACUGAACAUGAAGUGAAGACUACUUCAGAGAGAUGUUAUAAAAUGAACAUCACUAGUUCUGUACACCAUGAAAAGACAUUAACACUGGAACAGCACUGUGUGAACGAGGAUGUACCAGAGAAAGCCCCGAAGGCUAAGCCUGGACCCAGCAACGAGACUUCUGAACAGAAGUGUCCUGAAAUCAAGAGGAAAAGGAAGAAAACUAGGAGCAUGCUGAGGAUGGCUCAGGGGUUCAAGAGCUUGCAGUGCAACCUGGCGGAGCUGACGCCCUCGUCGUGUGAAGAGCUUGACGAGCGGGCGAGGAACAAGCCACGCAGCAGUCCCAGCGAGACGUGCAGUUGUGGGUCCGUGCCGACGACACGCACUUCUGCAGCCUCCCCGAGCGGUCCCGAGGCGUGCGGGCAGCCGGUCGUCACCAAGACGCUGUGGGCCCUCACCAAGAUCAACAAGUUCUCAGACGGGUGCGAGGUGAUGGAGAUACGGGGGCCAUUUAAGAUGACGCCCGAGAACAUACCGACACAGGUUGACAAAAUGAUGGUGGUAAAUGGUAAACAUUUUGACUAACAAAAUUUUUAUCAAAUGUUUCUUGGUAUGAAACACAUUAUUUUAAUGUGAUAUUUUCCUUUUGUAUCAAAAAAUAGUUUGUGAACGGAUUGUUUAGUAAAUAGUUAUAUUUGUUCCUUUUUAAUAAAGCACUUUACAUUUUUUUAA